Branchiostoma belcheri (Belcher's lancelet) is the source of this 1000-nucleotide messenger RNA. RefSeq names its product DNA-binding transcriptional regulator BolA-like. The transcript has 7 exons. Lineage: Eukaryota; Metazoa; Chordata; Leptocardii; Amphioxiformes; Branchiostomatidae. Gene Ontology annotation, cellular component: mitochondrion. The coding region runs from base 85 to 516 and encodes 143 amino acids. The record is from RefSeq and is a predicted model, not a curated record.
GCGUAAUUUUGUAACAAAUUUGUGACGAAAAGAUACUUGUUUUGUGAGGGAGCGGUGCACAAGUUCUGAGGUAGCUGUUUCUAAAUGAAUGUCGGAGUGAAGCAGGCUUGUAGAGUAGUCACAGCUUACAGAGGUCAUCUCCUCAGUCUAACUACUAGUACCAGGUCAGCAGGAACUAUGUCUACUGCAGAAAAGCAGCCAGGUCCAGUCGAGUCGGUCAUCAGAGAAAAGCUGAGUCAGCAUUUCCAGCCUUCCCACCUAGAUGUCAUCAAUGAGAGCUACAUGCACUGUGUACCACCUGGUUCAGAAACACAUUUCAAGGUGGUGGUGGUCUCUGACAAGUUUGAUAACGAGGCCAUUAUAAAGCGACACAGAAUGGUGAAUGGCGUGCUACAGGAGGAGCUAGAGGGGCCUGUCCAUGCACUCUCUAUCAUGGCAAAAACACCAAAACAGUGGGAAGACUCUGGAGGCAAAGUGUCCAAGUCUCCAGCGUGUAGAGGUGGUAUGGGGCAGUGACCGGCUUCAGCAAACCAAAAUUAUUAGAAUUCUACUCCAGGGUUUUCUUCAGCAUCCAUUACUUCAGGCCAAUUUUUGGCGAUGCCUCAUGGGGCCAAGGCAUUUGUGUACAUACAUGUACUACCGUAAUGAUAGCUUUGAAAGAAUUUCAAUCACAAAUGCAUUCCCUAGGGAAUUGCUUUUAAGGUAGCCUUCGGCCAUGUGGUCUUUGGACCGAGAAGUUAAGGCCUUUGUUCCUUUUGCACAGAGAAUAGCUGUCGUAAUGUUUUCACCAUAUGACAUGAUAUAGAAAAUAUAACGUUAACGUCAAAGAGUGUUUUACUACUGAAUCAGUAUCACAUGCUGGGAGUACUGUCAGCCCACCCAGGCCAUUAGCCACUAGUGAAAGUAGGUCACCAUAUAGUAGAUGAUAUGUCGUCGGUUGAAGACUAGUGAGCCGUUCAUCGAUACAGAAAUUUGCCCAUGUACGUAAAAAGGUAAGAGU